CACAUGCAAUUUCUUUGGAUGCAAGUAUAUACUUUGAUGGAUAAGAUGAAAAACGUACGGAAAUGAUAAUGACAAUGAUAAUAUUUGGAUGUACAUGUACAUGUACCUGAACGGGAAAAGUAAUCUUCAAGCUUAUGAUGACUUGAGUGAAGAAAAUUAGUCGCAAACCCUCAUUAUAAAUCAAAUGGUUAAGAAUUGAGAGACGUAGCACCUAACCUUCUCUCGCUCCUCUUUUAAUACUCCUUUCUCUCUUUCUGAGUAUGUUUCAAGUAUCUUCUUGAAACAGCAAAAUAAAAAGAGAGGGAGAGAGAAAGGAGAGCUCUAAUAGAUACAAUGAUGAAGAAGAUGAAGUUGAUGAUGAUGCUAAGGAGAUGCAAGAGCGUUUCCACACAAUUGGGACGUUCAUUUUCUUACACAAGUCUCAGAUCCCAAUCGGCCAGGAGAGAUAACCAAGACCAUCUCCAUGACGUCGACCAAGGCCCUACACCGUCCUUGUACCAGACAGUGUUGGUUGGACGUACGGAGAAACCUUACUUGAUCAGUAAGCAACACCUGAAGCACCCUCUGCUCAACGCUCUCGUAGAGAAGCAACAGAGAUAUGAAGAAGACGAUAAUGAAGAUGGAAGUUGUAUAAUCACUGUGAAAUGUGAGGUCGUUUUGUUCGACCAUCUUCUGUGGAUGCUCGAAAACGGAGACCAGAGUCACAUAUUGGAGUCUCUAGAUGACUUUGCCCAUCUCUAUCUCUCACCUUGAUUUGGAGGUGACAGGUUAGUGACUUCUGUUGGUGAAAUAACAAGACAUCUUACCAAAGUGUGUUGUUUAUACGUUUUUUCUGUGCGUCAUAUAUCCAAAUUAUGGCACAUACUCGUCGUACAAACCAAUAAAACCAUUACUUUGGCAAGUUUCCAAAACAAUAAAGAUUUUGAUAACGAACU
Messenger RNA from Camelina sativa (false flax), 935 nucleotides. The record is from RefSeq and is a predicted model, not a curated record. NCBI's taxonomy places the organism in Eukaryota, Viridiplantae, Streptophyta, Magnoliopsida, Brassicales, Brassicaceae.